UUCAACCUUUCCUCUAAGAUUCUCCAAUGGCUUCUUCUUCUUCUUGUUCUUCUGGUUCUUUUUCUUCUUCUGGUUCUUCUUCUUCUUCUUCUGGUUCUUCUGGUAUGGUACUUCCUUUUUUAACUUUAGAUGAUGGCAAGUGCUUCUACUGCAAGUCUUUCGCAGUUCACUUUAGGCGAGGUUGGCAGCUUCAAACUGGAAAUUAUUCUGGCCUUUGCGAGGCAUGCGCCUGUGCUUAUGAGAGUGGAUGCUUCUGCAACAUUUUUCACUGGGAUGCUCAGGGAUGGAGAAAAUGCACUGGUUGCCGAAAGUUACUUCACUGUGGAUGUGUUAUGUCAACUCACACACAUGUGCUGACGGAUUUUGGAGGUAUCAAAUGCAUGCAGUGCUUGAAGAAGGAAAGCGGAAAUUAGAAACCAUGAUCUUCGUAAAAUGCAUUGACAUUUCUAUGAAGUUACAACAUCAGUACUCUCUACAAUCCAACGCCAUGGCCUUGGAAAAUCAAUAAAUAGUACUGCCAGCAUGA
Jatropha curcas is the source of this 526-nucleotide messenger RNA. Its product is annotated as B3 domain-containing transcription factor VAL3-like. The record is from RefSeq and is a predicted model, not a curated record. NCBI's taxonomy places the organism in Eukaryota, Viridiplantae, Streptophyta, Magnoliopsida, Malpighiales, Euphorbiaceae.